This is a messenger RNA of Phytophthora nicotianae INRA-310, 2507 nucleotides long. RefSeq lists its product as hypothetical. The coding region runs from base 37 to 1410 and encodes 457 amino acids. Lineage: Eukaryota; Oomycota; Peronosporomycetes; Peronosporales; Peronosporaceae. The record is from RefSeq and is a predicted model, not a curated record. The transcript has 5 exons. Gene Ontology annotation, molecular function: protein binding.
GUUCCAUUUGGGAAAAGGAGCCGACGAGUCCAGACCAUGGGCAACGCGACGAGUUGGCUGACGCAGUCUCUGUGCCCAGAGGAGCAGGCACUAUGGGUGGUGGCCAAGAGCGGUGACCUGGCGGCGCUACGACAAGGGUUAGCGCGUCUGACUCCCGAGACGCGCUUCUAUUCGGAGUGGCGGGACCCCGUGUACGGCUACUCGCCACUGGCCAAUGCUUGCUCGCAGGGCCAUCUACACUGUGUGCAGGAGCUUCUCGCAUACGGCGUGGACUGCAAUGCGCGCGACUCACAGGGUAAUACACCGCUACAUAUAGCCACAGCCUGCGGGAAGAGCGAGGUGGUGCGGCUUCUGCUGGAGGUGCCAGCGGUGGACUAUUUCGCGAAGACUUCCACCAAGGCGCAGACCGCGCUGGACAUUGCGCGCCAGGCGUACAGAACGUCAGAGGGACGAGGACUGACGUACAUUCAGUGUGUAGAGCACAUCGAAAAGAAACUCUGCCUUUACUCGGGUUGGCUGUAUGAAAGGGCCGACAAUUUUUUAUCAAUUGCUUCGGGAAUUUCUGGUCUGGACUCGUGGAAGAAGAGGUAUGCUAUGGUGUUGCGGACAGCAGCACCAGAUGUCGUUGAGAUCGACUUAUUUCCAAUGAAACCUGGAGAGCGACGCCCACCAGUUCCAAGCUCUGAGCUAUUGUACAGAACGAGCGAUGGCAUUCAGCAGAGUGAUGACUCUACGUGGCUCAAUCGGAAGGAUUUCCGUCUGUCGCUGAAGGUUUCUAGAAAACAGGAUACCAGUCGAGCUUCGGCUGUCCAGUCGAUGGAUUUCGCUACUACGAAUCAGGGCGAACUCGUCGCGUGGAAGACGUUUUUAACCAGUCUACGAGUCAACCGUCCAGUGAGCCCGAUCACACCAGCGUUUGGAGGCACUCCAUCGACUGUACCAGCGCGACCUGCGACGAGCCCUGCACAAUGCGCCAGUUCCACUCAAGCUGCAAUGCUACAGGAGCAGCGCGAUCUGGAGCGAGCUCUCAAAUUAUCCCUUGAGGAAGCGCGUCGCCACUCUCGAACUCAGUCAGCGCCUUCCGCCCCGCCUCCUUCGGACACGAUGCUGGAAACGCUGGGCUAUUCUGAAACAGUGGUGGGGCCGGAUGGAGUGGAGAUUGUGCAACUGCUUCGCGACGAUGCUACUACGUCGACCCCACCGGUAAAGAGCGCCCCAGCACACAGCACGGUAACCCAACACACGAACGAAUGUGUGAUCUGCUUUGAUGGACCUCAAGAAGCGGUUUGCGUCCCAUGCGGCCACAACGCCGUUUGCAUGGACUGCGCUCAAGAGCUUCUUGAUACCACUCGGCUCUGUCCUGUAUGCCGACAGCAAGUGAGAGAGGUGAUCCGACUGUACCGUGUUUAAACAGAAGUGCAAUACGCAAGCGCAAGAAGUUUGAAAUACAUUAAUUAUUUUUUGGCAAGAUGUUGCUACAGAAGUCCAUGUGUGCUCGAUGCAGUCAAACACGGUAAAGCUUGAUUAGUUCGCGAAUGGGUGUCCUGCAUACGGGGCAUUCCGCGGUGGUGGUGAGUAUCUCCUCAGCACACUUCAUGCAGACAGCAUUGUGGCCACAGGGCACACAUACAGCAGACUGCGGGCCGUCAAAGCAGAUCACGCACUCGCCGAUAGAUGAAUGUGCAGUUGUAUCUCCGUAGUUGACUGCAGGUGGCUUUUGCUCGGAGGCUGACGGCAUCAACGCACUCUCUUGCUCUCUCGUUUCCGUAGCAGCCACGGGAGACAUCUGCUUAUCGCUCGACUCGCAUUCUUCCCAAUCAUCCCAGUCCGGAGCUGAUACUGGCAGCACCGGAGAGCGUGUUGCGUCACUAGCGCAUCUUGCCGUUUGAAGAGAAAGCUCAAGGGCUUUGCGAAUAUCUUCGUCUUCAUCUGGGGAUAAGGUUGACGGCGUCGCAGACUGAGGAUUCCAUCCAGCUAUAUUAUCGUGACUGGCCUCGGGCAACCUCCACUGUUCACGAAGAUUGCUGUUCCGGUGGGAUCGCUCAGCGAAUUGCUGUUGCUGGUGAGUAAAGAAGUCCUUCCACGCAUCAAAACUCUGCUGGUUGAUUGCAGCAAAGUGCACGGGAUUCUGAAGAGCGGAGCUUGCUCUGUAGUGACACUUGCUUAGCUGAUCGCCACGUACAAUAAACGUGAAGUCUUUGCGGCUGAACCAUCUCGGAUCACUAGAGGCCUCCAUUCCAGCUGCAACAUUGUACAACAUGACUGACGUUGGGCACACAGGACGCACUCCGCCACCUUCUUUCAUGCUGAAAAGAGCCAACUCUAGUACAUCAGGUUCCCCACGUUCCAAUACGAUGCACAAGCGUCGCGUCCACGAAUUUAAUGACGUAAUGCCUGACACCAGCGACAGCACAUUGUCGGUCUUCGUGUACAGCCAGCCACUGUACAGACAGAAUUUCUGCAUCAUUUCAACAAUUAGCACGCCAUUUAAAUAUUUUUGCAUGCCA